CCUAUUUUCCACGGAAACGUGCAAACCAUACCGCUGAGAUUUUUCGCUAGUCACUUCUUGCACUAAGCAAUAGCCAUUAUAAUCGAUCACUCUGCACUAACCACCACAAAACUGCAAAAUGGCAACUACAACCAUGCAUUUUGGCCCCGAGUGGAUGCGGGCGAAGCCACAAAAUCCUGCCGCUCGCCCCCAAGCACCUCCUUCUUCACCUCCUCCGGCAAUUUCUAAUACACAGCAACAGCAAACGAACGCGUCAACUUAUUCUGCACUCGUUACACCUGCCGCCGCACCAGAGCCUGAGAAACGUGAUGAAUGCCGUCCUUUCAGAUAUUCAAAGGAAGCCAUGCUCAGAAUCUACAAAGAAGGUGGCGGGAGAGGCGGUCUGGGACUAGAGGUGGAAAGAUGGGAGGGUAUUGUACAUGAAGUCAGCAGUGAACCCACAGGAUUGCGCGAAAUGAGCGAUGUGGAAAAGAAGCUUUUUGCUGGGCCACUUAAUUCCGAACUUCGGCGACGCCAGUCUACCGACCUUAUAAGCACGUUGUCAUCUCCAUCUGAUAGACCUAGGUUGAACCAUUCCAAUACCGGAGGAGGGAGUCCUAUGAGAGGGUUUGGUCUUAUGGGAAGGAGGAGGGACAGCACAGAUCAACCACCACUUGCACUACCUCGUAAACUGUCUGUGUCUAAUACACAAGGCAAUUCUCCACGCGACGGAGCACUGCCUUCCCCUCGUACCCGAAUAGGCGGCUUUACCUCAGGAUUCGACGGUGUUCUUAACGGUGGAGAUUCUUGGAUGGCUAGACGACGAACAUCGGAGAGUGUACUGAAAGUUGGGGGAGCAUCCACGGGGACUCGUACGGAGAGUAGAGAAGAGGAUUCAAAAGGACAUAACAUCAAAGAAGAUGAGGAAGAACAACACCCAGUACAAAACACUGCGCUUCAGCCUAGCCCUUCUGCCGCUUCUCAAUCAUCUGCAAUCCCUGAUGCCCUGCCUCCAGACACCACAAGCAACAGUCCGAGCCCGCGAUCUGCGCUAAGUGCAGAUUCUGUGGCACAUCGUAUGACUGGAAUGAGUCUUAGUCCACCACCGGGUCUGGAUCCAGCUAGCAUUGAGUGGUCUUACCUGGAUCCUCAAGGUCAAGUGCAAGGUCCUUUCAAAGCUGAUUUGAUGCAGAAAUGGUUUGAUGAGGGCUAUUUUACUCCUGACCUUCUGAUGAAGCGUACUCAUUUGGAUCGAGAAUGGACGGCGGUCGGGAUUCUCGACCAUCAGUCCGCUGGCGGCAAAAUAUUUCUGUCACAAUUUCCAACGUCCGCCGCACCUCCUGGUCUCAAUAUCCGUACCGAUUCCUCCCAGAAUUUUACCCCUGCCCAGAAUUACUCCCCCGUUCAUGAACACAAUACAUUCAGUGGAUACCAACCUGUGCCAACCCGGACUCUCCGUACUGCGACAUUGGACCCAUACCUUAAUAGUGCCUCUCCUUCAGAUUCCCCCUCCUCGUCCUUUGGUGGCGGGAGAUUCGGCAACGGUUCUCCCGAUACUUCUGCAUUGGCGGGGAGAGUCGGAAACCUUUAUACUGGUGAUUCAGGACUCGGCUCCCACAGUUUCACUGGAAAUACAGGCCCGUUCGGCCCAGUCGGGGACCCCCGCUCGUCGUUCAACACCCUGGCACCCGGCAGAACUUCAUCAUUGGACACAUUCAGUACCUAUAAGAACAACAGUAACUCCCAAUGGCCACCGUCCAUGACCCAGAAUGCACAACAUUUUGGCAGUAGUGAACAUUCCAUUGCGACUGGUUUCAACAAUGGCAUCAGCUCGGGUGUCAUGCCGGUACCUGUGCCAAUUGCGCAGAGCCACUCUUUCACACAGGAGCCCUCGUAUGGCGAUGGCACGUACAGUGCCAUGGGCAGUCUAGGUGCCUCGCAUGAUUCACCCAUCGCACGGCAGCCCGUUGAGGCAAACGGGCUAGGCUUCAACAACCUAGGGAUGAACGGCUCACCUUAUGUGCAGCACUUCCCCCAGUCCCCUGACGUGCCGCAGCAGCGCUCAUCUACAUCGCCAUUCGGUGAAGUUCUCGCGAAGGUCGCUGAAUCACCCUGCCGUGCGGACACCAGUAAUGUAUCAUCACCUUGGGGCGCACCCGAGCCUGUUACUGUACGCCGCCCGGUGGUUGAGAUCCCCACCCCAUCCCCUGUUGCCAAGGCACCUCCAGCUGCCUGGAGUCACCCUCCACAACCCGCCCGUAAUGCUCCCAAGUCAAAAGACCCUUCACCAUGGCUGACGGCCUCCCUAGGCGUCGUCGAUGAUGGAUGGCGCGAGGUUCCUGGCCCAAAUAGUCUCACUGUGAGCAACCUCGGGCAACACAAUAAGAUGUUUGAGGAUGUGGAUGAGGAGUCCAACGUUGCUGUGUCGCCUAUUGGGGAAACGGAGGAGGAAGCUGCUACUGCACCCGUACCCGUGUCAGACAUACCUCAACCAGCGCCUGUGGCCCCGGCUCCCGCUCCCCAUAUUGAGCUCCCGGCAUUUACAGCGCCCAAGACCAAAGCCAAAUCCACCGUUCGUGAGGCCCAAGUGCCCGCAGCUUCAGCACCGAAAUCUACACCUCCCGCACCCAUACCUGCCUUAAAGAGUCCAUCUCCUGUUCCAAAGCCUGCGUGGGCGACUGAGGAAGAUGCGAAAAAGGGCAAGGCAUCGCUCGGUCUGCGCGAGAUCCAGGAGGCAGAGGCAAAGAAGGCAGAGGCACGUAAGGUUGCAGAACGCGAGAGGCUUGCACGCGCCAAUGUGCCGACCCCACCUGCUGUCGUGGAGGAUGCUCAACCAUUUACCGCAUCGUGGGGACUUCCAACCUCUCAAACGGGUGCACGAGCUACUGUGACACCAAGAGGUGGAGAAGUUGCGGUAACACCUGUGGCGAGUGCUCCAGUGUGGACGUCAACGAGUACAGCGCCUACCAAGAAGACGAUGAAGGAGAUCCAGGAGGAAGAAGAGCGUCGGAAGAAGAUGGGGUUGAAGGAUUCAAUGGCAGCGACAGCUGCAAGGCGCGGAUAUGCAGAGACUACUUUCAAGGUGGUUCCCAGUGCACAGGCUAGUGGUGGGGCAUGGACGACAGUUGGUUCAAAUGGCAAGACAAACGCCCCCGUACCUGCUCUUGGACCCACACCGGCACCUGCUCGUCCAGUUGCCGCUCCAUCUGUAUCCACACAAGCAGCGCCUACGCCUCGCCCCAGUGGUAUAGCAGUCCGCUCGACAUCACAGACUUUUACAAAGGCUGCUACUGUCACACCAUCACGCAUGGACGACACGCCCGGUUCGUCUUCCAACGAUUUCCUCAAGUGGCUGAGCGAUGCACUGAAAGGGCUCAAUCAUUCUGUGAACCUGGAAGAUAUGACACAGAUGCUACUCUCUUUUCCUCUUGACCCAGACCCUUCUACAUCAGAGAUCAUUUCCGACCUGAUUUACGCGAAUAGCACUACGCUUGAUGGGCGGAGGUUUGCGGCAGAGUUCGUUAAGCGCCGCCGGGCUAGUGGGACAGCUGGACCAGGACCGAACGGGAACGGGAAAGUGUCAAUCGCAGACGUGGUGAGGACGGCGCCACGGGCUGCUCAGCCAGAAUGGGGGUUCAAGGUGGUGAAUAAGAAGAAGAAGGGGAGGGCGUGAGUUGGAAUUGGAGUAGGAGGGGGAUGGAGGAUAUUUUUUUAGUGUCACAUGCAUACUCAUAAGCAUUGUCAGACGCUCGUUUACUUGUUUUAACAUCAUCUCAUGAAUUAAUUUUCUGUGCUCAAA
Messenger RNA from Suillus fuscotomentosus, 3778 nucleotides. RefSeq lists its product as uncharacterized. Gene Ontology annotation, molecular function: protein binding. Bases 119 to 3652 code for a protein of 1177 amino acids. The transcript has 8 exons. Lineage: Eukaryota; Fungi; Basidiomycota; Agaricomycetes; Boletales; Suillaceae. The record is from RefSeq and is a predicted model, not a curated record.